GACAGUGGGAAGGGUGGGGGUGAGGCUCGAGUGGGACAAAUGGCCGGAGCCACCCACGAGAGACCGGAGCUGAUAAAGGCCAAGAUCAACCUUCACUACGAUGCUGAUGUACCAAUCGUGGUCGCUGUUGCCAACACGUCUGUAGGAACGAGGAAACGUGUGCUGACAGCCAUACAGGACUUCAGACAUAAAACUCUCUACGUCCUUGAAGAUGGAGGCUGCAAGGUCAAACCUCUUCGAGAACCGUUCAUGGAACUCUGUUCACCGAAGGGGCAGGACGGGACGUUCAUGUGGCUAGGGUUCGGCAACACCGCCUACCCUGCCCUGGAAUACGUGUACACCUUCAAGCAGCAGACGGUGGACACCCGUGGGACCAUGUGCGCCGUCUGGACACAGGACUCAUGCUCCCCUGUGUCCGAGUCCUUCUAUGGAACAUUCAUAGGAAACCCCCAGGUGUACACCUUCUCCUACUCCGACAUCAACAAGGGAAUCAGAGACCCCUCCAUCUUCCACAUCCCCAAGAUGUGUCGUGAAGCGAACAUGACCAUGACGGACACCAUGCCCCAUGACAACAUCCCUCUGACGUCCGCUCAGUAUUUCAAAGUAUGAAGCACCUGAUCCAGUGUGUUUGUGUGUGAGAGGUAAACCAGUUCACCAUAUGUACAUGAAUGUGUGUCACUGUAACAUUUGUGCAAAAUAUUAUCAGGCAUAUUUUUGUGUACAUCCAUAUGUGUUCUGUAUUAUUAUAAUAUGUUACAGUCAGAUUGUGAAAUGACUAAAAAAUUCAAUCAUUUCGUGAAAUGACUAAGGGAAUCAGUCAUUUCGCUAUUGGCUAUAUAAAUAGGUUUGGACAUUUCCAUCAAAUUUGAUGUAAAUGUGCUUGAUAACGAUUGCCAAUGGUCGUGACGGACGAAACAAAUCGCCAGAACUCAUUUUGUGGCCCCGACUCUCAGAAACACGAAACACAUGUCUCAGUCGGAUACAUGGGAAAGAUCGUAUGAAAAAUCAGUAUGCACGGCCUGUCCAACACCUCAAUAUCACUGCACAUAAAGUCACACAGAGAGAAUGCCAAGGUUAACCCAGGAAGAAAAAGAACGGGCAGUAGGGAUAGUUUUUGAAUGGCUGACCCUCUUAGUUAUUUCUCGAAAUGACUGAAAUUCUUAUUCAUUUCACGAAAUGACUGAUUUCACAAUCUGACUGUAACAAAUACACUACAAUGUACUCUGCCAUCAGAUUUAUGUAUGUUGUAAAGAUAACCAGAAAUAAAGUAAAGAUACUAUUUUA
Molecule: messenger RNA, 1284 nt
Organism: Haliotis rubra (blacklip abalone)
Lineage: Eukaryota; Metazoa; Mollusca; Gastropoda; Lepetellida; Haliotidae
Exons: 6
Coding region: 40-609 (189 amino acids)
Biological process (GO): cell-matrix adhesion
Cellular component (GO): lysosome; extracellular region
Molecular function (GO): calcium ion binding
Source: RefSeq, a predicted model, not a curated record